This is a messenger RNA of Osmia bicornis bicornis, 1296 nucleotides long. RefSeq names its product cytochrome c oxidase subunit 1-like. The annotation marks the transcript as partial. The record is from RefSeq and is a predicted model, not a curated record. Gene Ontology annotation, biological process: electron transport coupled proton transport; mitochondrial electron transport, cytochrome c to oxygen. The transcript has a single exon. Gene Ontology annotation, molecular function: heme binding; cytochrome-c oxidase activity. Lineage: Eukaryota; Metazoa; Arthropoda; Insecta; Hymenoptera; Megachilidae. Gene Ontology annotation, cellular component: membrane.
AUUCCUUUAAUAUUAGGAAUUCCAGAUAUAGCUUUCCCACGAAUAAACAAUAUUAGAUUUUGAUUAUUACCUCCAUCUUUAAUAUUAUUACUUUUAAGAAAUUUUUUAAAUCCAAGUCCUGGAACAGGAUGAACAGUUUAUCCCCCUUUAUCAUCAAAUUUAUUUCAUUCUUCUCCUUCAGUUGAUUUAGCAAUUUUUUCUUUACAUAUUUCAGGUUUAUCUUCUAUUAUAGGUUCAUUAAAUUUUAUUGUUACAAUUAUUAUAAUAAAAAAUAUUUCUUUAAAAUAUAUUCAAUUGCCUUUAUUUCCUUGAUCUGUGUUUAUUACUACUAUUCUUUUAUUAUUUUCUUUACCUGUGUUAGCUGGAGCUAUUACUAUAUUAUUAUUUGAUCGAAAUUUUAAUACAUCUUUUUUUGAUCCUACAGGAGGAGGAGAUCCAAUUCUUUAUCAACAUUUAUUUUGAUUUUUUGGACAUCCUGAAGUUUAUAUUUUAAUUUUACCUGGAUUUGGGUUAAUUUCUCAAAUUAUUUCUAAUGAAAGAGGAAAAAAAGAAACUUUUGGAAAUAUUGGAAUAAUUUAUGCUAUAUUAAGAAUUGGACUUUUAGGUUUUAUUGUUUGAGCUCAUCAUAUAUUUACUGUUGGUUUAGAUGUUGAUACACGAGCUUAUUUUACUUCAGCUACAAUAAUUAUUGCAAUUCCAACAGGAAUUAAAGUUUUCAGAUGAUUAGCUACAUAUCAUGGAUCUAAAUUAAAAAUAAAUAUAUCUAUUAUAUGAACUUUAGGAUUUAUUUUUCUUUUUACUAUAGGAGGUUUAACAGGAAUUAUACUUUCUAAUUCUUCUAUUGAUAUUAUUUUACAUGAUACAUAUUAUGUUGUUGGACAUUUUCAUUAUGUUUUAUCUAUAGGAGCUAUUUUUUCUAUUAUAGCUGCAAUCAUUCAUUGAUUUCCAUUAAUUAUUGGACUUUCUAUAAAUCAAUUUUGAUUAAAAAUUCAAUUUUUUUUAAUAUUUAUUGGAGUUAAUAUAACUUUUUUUCCUCAACAUUUUUUAGGAAUAAUAGGGAUACCACGACGAUAUUCAGAUUAUCCAGAUUCUUAUAUAUGUUGAAAUUUAUUUUCUUCAAUAGGGUCUUUAAUUACUUUAAAUAGAGUUAUUGUUUUAAUUUAUAUUAUUUUUGAAAGAAUAUAUACUAAACGAAUAAUUUUAUUUAAAUUUAAUCAAACAGCAUUAGAAUGAAUAAUACAUAAUCCUCCUAUAAAUCACUCUUAUAGAGAAAUUCCUAUAAUUUUAAAAAAUUAA